Messenger RNA from Acaulospora colombiana, 1200 nucleotides. Lineage: Eukaryota; Fungi; Glomeromycota; Glomeromycetes; Diversisporales; Acaulosporaceae. The record is from the annotation of a GenBank genome assembly.
UUGAUAAAGGAGGAAGCAUUAGCCCGGGGCAACCAACCAUCAAGUUUACCAACGAGUCCAGGUACCGUCGUACCUGAUCAGGCAACACCACGUGUAGAAACCGAGCAAAACCCACUCGCCCAAGAUAUGAUCGAGAAUCGCGCCUCAUGGACUUCUUUCUUCUCUCUUAGAGCAGCCCAUGGGGCCAAAAAGGUCACAUUACAAGGAGAACCUCCUGAAGAAGAAGUUAUGGAGAUCGAUGUCAAUACCGAAAUACCAGUUACUCAAGUCCCCGCACCUACUGUCUCCCUUUCUAAUGCCCCUUCGAUCGUAGGGAAGAAGGUAGCCGGCAUUAUCGCAUCUAGUACCUCUACACCGUCAUCAAAGCCACGCUCCAGCUCUGCGGGCCCCGCGAGGAGAGGUCCCCCUAAGCCACCCCUAACGGAUUCAGAGUCCAUUAGGCGAAAAGUAACUGGAUUGAGUACUACCAAGCGUUCGUCUAGUGCAACACCGUCCAAAAGGUCUCUCCCCCCACAAUCUGCAUCAAAAGCUCCGAAUAUGAUCUUGCCCACCUUUGGGGAUACUUUCUACACAUUACCACGGGCCUUACCACCCCACACAAGACCGACCACAUUAAAGAAAGUAGGCCGACUUGUCAGCGGAGUGUUAGGCAUCACGUCUAAUGGAGGUGGUCAAGUCUCCAACGACGAGAUGCGAGAAUGGCAAGCCCACUCUGGGGCCAAGGUUCCUCGUAACUACGAAGGGCUCAGAUCUGCAAGAGAUGUUGGCAGGGAUUUACCUAGAGUUGGAGAAGUCUUGGGAAUUCAAGACGUUGGAAGGAUCAAAGAGUGUAAGAGAAUCGUUAUUAUUGGUGUCCAUGGAACCUUACUCGGCGAACCGACAGGGACAAGUCCCAAAUUUGCAUCCAUGAUGGAAGCUGCAGUCAAGAGGUUCAUGGAGAAACAAGAUGUAGUUUUGGAGAAAAUAACCUGUAUGCCACUAGAGGGUGAAGGUACAAUUGAGAAACGAGUUGAAAAGGUCGAGGACUUGCAAGAGGCGGACGUUGUCUUUGUGGCAACCCAUUCUCAAGGCUCCGUCGUGUCAACUCAGUUACUCGAUAGACUGAUCGCGGAUGGCCAUAUACGCACAUCAAAGGGCUGGGAACUUGUCAAAGCGACACUGGAUACUGCGGUUGACGGUAUAGGUAUCACCGUUCCGCCG